Trematomus bernacchii (emerald rockcod) is the source of this 1550-nucleotide messenger RNA. RefSeq lists its product as uncharacterized. Bases 250 to 1362 code for a protein of 370 amino acids. Gene Ontology annotation, cellular component: plasma membrane. Gene Ontology annotation, biological process: bile acid and bile salt transport. The record is from RefSeq and is a predicted model, not a curated record. NCBI's taxonomy places the organism in Eukaryota, Metazoa, Chordata, Actinopteri, Perciformes, Nototheniidae. Gene Ontology annotation, molecular function: transmembrane transporter activity; protein heterodimerization activity. The transcript has 6 exons.
GGCUGAUCCUCUCCCAGAGGACAGACAUGGCUGAGUUUUCUAACUGAGAUCAUUUUACAGCCUUGCUUCAUUUCACCACUCUCCUCAAUAAAUAAGAACAGUCUAUAUGCUUUUAAAGGCAGUUUGUCACGUGCAGGGUUGCAGGCCCCUCCCCGUGAACUUUGGAAAGUCUGUCGUCCUUCAUCGUUCUGUUUUCUAAACACUCUGGUAUUCCCUCCACAUCUCAGCCAGACAGAACAUCCUAGAAAUAUGUUUGAGGCCUGGAUCGUAUUGUUUCUUCCCCUGUUAGCUGCAGGGGCGAGGGGCUUCAUGGUCCACAACAUGCAGCGCAGCCUGUGUCUGGAGGAGACCCCCGCCACAGGGGAGGUCCUGCUAAAGAGCUGCAGCCUGGACUCAGAGUCUCAGCAGUGGGCCUGGGUGGACCAGGGCCUGCUGAUGUGUGUCCCAUCAUCCAGGUGUCUGUCGGCCCUGCAGAGGGAGCCCGUCCACACGGGGCCCUGCUGGGGGCCGGGGGUGGAUGUGAGGGGGUUAAUGUGGGACUGUGACAGGGGCAGGUUGAUCAGCAGGAACUCCUCCAUGCUGCUGUCAGUGGAUGGCGGGCGUCUGACUCUCGCACAUGACAGCAAACACUCAAAGUGGAAAUCUCUGGAUGAGGGGGACAUCUGCCACGAAAGACUCAGAUCCAAGAGGGCUUCUAAACAUCCAGAAGAGUUUGAGUUAGCGUCAGCGGAGCAGAGCAGCGACAUGACGGAGGAACAGAGAGCAUACCUGCGCUGGUUCUAUCGCACAGAGGACCCAACCAUAUGGACGUUUGUGCUGCUGGGACUGGCCUUCGUCUGCCUUCUUGUUGGGUUUCUGCUGCUGGGAAUGGGGGCCAUGGCCAACAAGAGCCGUAGGAAGAUUGCGAAGUACAAGGCAGCAGCUGCUGGGACUCAGAGGAGCGAGGAGCUGGAGACCAUCGUCCCCCUCAGAGAGGACCAGCCCCCCCCACCCAACGGGGAGGUGAGCGAGCUCAAAGCAGGGCACAUCAUGGUCACAUGGAAAGACGGGAACAUCUCCUCCUUGUACUCUGAUCCUGUAGCAGAGCAGGAGAAACAGGAAGUGGAUCAGGAGGAGAAACAGGAAGUGGAUCAGGAGGAGAAACAGGAAGUGGAUCAGGAGGAGAAACAGGAAGUGGAUCAGGAGGAGAAACAGGAAGUGGAUCAGGAGGAGAAACAGGAAGUGGAUCAGGAGGAGAAACAGGAAGAGGAUCAGGAGGAGAAACAAGAAGUGGAUCAGGAGGAGAAACAAGAAGUGGAUCAGGAGGAGAAACAAGAAGUGUCAGCUGCUGAGGCAGUGAUGACGAUCCAAAAGCAGGUGUGAGACAGUGUGAGACAGAUUACCAUGCUGCUCAGGAGAGUUAAUAAAGACAGCUUUCAUCAUGCUAACUUUAACAGACCUCUAAUACUCUGAAGUUAAAGCAAUACUAAGAUAAUAUAAUAUUUUAUGUAUCAUUUUCUAUACAUCAUAUAUUAUAUGUUUCCAUCUAAUAAAACUCAUAAAGCAGCAAA